Messenger RNA from Talpa occidentalis (Iberian mole), 2759 nucleotides. RefSeq names its product phosducin like (gene PDCL). NCBI's taxonomy places the organism in Eukaryota, Metazoa, Chordata, Mammalia, Eulipotyphla, Talpidae. The transcript has 4 exons. The record is from RefSeq and is a predicted model, not a curated record. The coding region runs from base 143 to 1048 and encodes 301 amino acids. Gene Ontology annotation, biological process: regulation of G protein-coupled receptor signaling pathway.
GGACUCCAGCGGCUUUUCUCAGUGCUGGAAGCUCCGACCCCUUCUUCCCACCGCGGAGCGCGUCCUCCCCUCUGCAGGGCCCGGAGCCGCUGGCCCGACGGGCGCCGGACCGAGCUAGGCCGGGCAGCUGCACCGAGGCACCAUGACGACCUUGGAUGAUAAGUUGCUGGGGGAAAAGCUGCAGUACUAUUACAGCAGCAGUGAGGAUGAGGACAGCGACCCGGAGGACAAGGAUGGAGACAGGGGUGCCCUGGCUGGCAGUUCAGUGCCUGCAGAUGCUGAGUUGGCAGGCGAAGGCAUCUCAGUUAACACAGGUCCAAAAGGUGUGAUCAAUGACUGGCGCCGCUUCAAGCAGCUAGAGACGGAGCAAAGGGAGGAGCAAUGCCGGGAGAUGGAACGGCUGAUCAAGAAGCUGUCCAUGACCUGCAGGUCCCACAUGGACGAAGAGGAGGAGCAACAGAAACAGAAGGACCUCCAGGAGAAGAUCAGUGGAAAGAUGACUCUGAAGGAGUUUGCCAUGGUAAACGAGGACCAAGAUGACGAAGCGUUUCUGCAGCAGUACCGGAAGCAGAGAAUGGAGGAGAUGCGGCAGCAGCUCCACAAGGGACCCCAAUUCAAGCAGGUGUUUGAGAUCCCUAGUGGAGAAGGGUUCUUAGACAUGAUUGACAAAGAACAGAAAAGCACCCUCAUCAUGGUCCAUAUCUACGAGGACAGCAUUCCGGGGACUGAAGCCAUGAACGGCUGCAUGAUCUGCCUUGCUGCCGAGUACCCAGCUGUCAAGUUCUGCCGGGUGAAGAGCUCGGUGAUUGGGGCCAGCAGCCGGUUCACCAGGAACGCCCUGCCUGCCCUGCUCAUCUACAAGGGGGGUGAAUUGAUUGGCAAUUUUGUCCGGGUCACUGACCAACUUGGGGAAGAUUUCUUUGCUGUGGACCUUGAAGCCUUCCUGCAGGAAUUUGGAUUGCUCCCUGAAAAGGAAGUCUUGGUGCUCACAUCGGUGCGUAGCUCUGCCACCUGUCACAGCGAAGACAGCGACUUGGAAAUAGAUUGAGCCACGAGUCCACUAGUGUCGAUUUCCCACUGUUGGGGCUGCAAGAAACAUAUCUGGGUGUUUUUUUUUUUUUUUUUUUUUAAUUUUGUUCUUUCCUGUGUCUUCUGGUGUUUCAGCUGUUUUUUGUAGUUCCUUUUCUUAUAUGUAAAGUCAAGAAAUUCUCAGAUUAAAUUAGAAUGCUGAAUCACCUUGUGGUUAGCAAUAAAGUCACUUAAAAUUGUAUAAACAGGAAGCCAGGCUUUUGAACUAUUUACUCAAGAGUCUCUGGUAUGACAUCUCUGUUAUUGUUUCCAGUCAAUAUUUACAUAGCAUCCUAAAGACAGAGUCCUGCAAAUUGUGCUCAGAUGAGCUGGGAGGUCUCUGCCAGGUCUGGGAGUAUGAUUCUGUAACUUGUAUGUUAUUUGCAACGUAAAUAGUACGUUUCCCUCAUCAGAUGAUUGUAAAUUAUAUUUACUGGUGAUCAGACCCAUACCCCGAGAAGAGAGUUCUUUCCCUGCUAGUGUCUCUUCUCCCUGGUCUUGCUUCAAGGUUGCUGAUCUAUGUGUUUGCCCCAUCACAGGAGGCAGCCUCUGCUGGUGGAGUUGAUGUCUGGCUCAAGAGUGACUAGAUCUAGGAUUAGGGGAAGGAUGGGUGCCCGCUGCCUUCCUGAUGCUGAACAACCAACUGGAGUUAAGAAUUAGAACGGGGUGGCGCUGGGAAACCUUUUUAAAGGUGGAUCUUUUAGUAAGAUCCUCCCGCUUACCUCAUUCUCUGUCUCUUAUUUAGUAAGGUAAUUCUGUUUCAUGUUGCUUUUUUUAAAAAACUUUUUGCAUUUUGGAAAAGUAUUAUUCAAUAGGGGAAAAUUGACCAAAAUGCAGAAGCAAAAAUAAGAUUAGAAUAAUCUCUGAUCCUAUCCAGGGUAAAACACUCUUAAUAUUUUAGUACAUUUCCUUCAAGGUGGUUUUCUUUGUCUACAUAGACAUUUUGUUUCUACCAUAGCCUUGGGAUCAUUCUGGACAUACUGUUUUAUAGUAUGGUCAGAUAUUAUGUUAGACUUCUUUUCAAGUUUUUAAAUACUCUUCUACAACAUGUUUUAAAUGGCCGUCAAUGUUCCAUUGUAUAGAUAUUCUGUCGUUUUCCUGGCAGUUGUCUCUUAAAAAGAAAAACAGCAAAGACUUUGUAUUACAGGAGUAAUAGAUGUCCGGUGUAGAAAAAUAUAAUAAAAACUGCUAAGCCGAAGAGAGAUUUUAAAAGCCCAAUCCUCCACCAACCAAAAAUAAUCUCCGUUACCAUUUUUACAGGUAGCUUUCUAAAUUUUUUUUUUUCUAUGUAUUUAUAAUAAUGAUGGUCAUGGGAGGUUUCCCACUUGAAAAAUAGAUAUUCCACAGUCAAGGAAAAUGUAAUCUGGAGUUAAAAAUUAGCUUUAAAAUUCAUAGUUUCACUUUUUCUGGCUGUUCAGAAAUUGACUGUUGGAGGGUGUUAAAAAUAUCUGUGGUGGUUUUCCAGCAAAUAGAGAUAUCAUGGUUUUUCUGAUAAAAGAGCUUAUUGUAGCAGAAAAUUGUAAGAGGUAGAGACAACUGUUUUUACUGUUCGAGUUUAUUUCUUUUCAGUCUCUUCAAUAUUUUUAAUAACAAUACGAACUUGUGAAUUUAGUUCUGUAUUCUGUUUUAUUUAAUAUUACAUCACAAAUACCUUGACAUGUUAUAAAAAUUCUAAAUAAAUAAUUUUUAAU